This is a messenger RNA of Poecilia latipinna (sailfin molly), 4411 nucleotides long. RefSeq names its product pleckstrin homology domain-containing family G member 3. The coding region runs from base 152 to 4228 and encodes 1358 amino acids. The record is from RefSeq and is a predicted model, not a curated record. Gene Ontology annotation, biological process: regulation of establishment of cell polarity. The transcript has 19 exons. Lineage: Eukaryota; Metazoa; Chordata; Actinopteri; Cyprinodontiformes; Poeciliidae. Gene Ontology annotation, molecular function: small GTPase binding; guanyl-nucleotide exchange factor activity.
AUGCGCAGUAGUUGAAGACUCUCGGACUGAGGAAACAGUUUAGUUGGAUUUUAAGCUGCUCCGGAGUCUCUGUGGACUUUCUCUGUGUUCAUGAACCUGCGCUCAGGUCGCCAGUUUUCCCGUCAGCCGGUCCGUUUAUGGAAGACAGGUGAUGCCUGAAGGAUCCCACAGCUCCACUUCUCAAAUCCCGAUGGGUGAAGAGUCGCCUCGCCUGUCCAUCGCCUCCAUCAGCAGCGAUGAGCGCGCUCCGUCUGCCACGCCCUCUGACCCCUCCGACCCGCCGGCGUCGGGCCAGCGCCCGCUCAGCCUGAUCUCCACGCUGUCCUCCGGGUCCGGGUCUUCCAGGGACGACUACGUCGCCCCGCCGCCGGAGUCCGAGGCGUCCUCCGGCGUCGACCUGAACCAGAACCCGAGUCCUGAGAAAAGGGGGCGGAGCUUCGUUCACAACAAGAACAACAACAACAAAGCGUCGACUCCGAGCCGAGCGUCCAGCCGCCGGCUGCCCUUCGUGGGCGCCACCAUGGUGCCCGACCCCAAGCUGAAGUAUCUGGAUCGCAUCGUCAUGGAGAUCAUCGAGACGGAGCGGAUGUACGUCAGAGACCUGAAGAUCAUAGUGGAGGAUUACCUCGCUCACAUCAUCGACGAGUCGGAACUGUCCAACCACCCCAAGCUGGUCUGCGACCUUUUCGGGAACAUUGAGGACAUCUACGAGUUCAACAGCGAGCUGCUGCAGGACCUGGAGCGAUGCGACAACGACCCCGUCGCCAUCGCCAGCUGCUUCGUGUCAAAGAGUGAAGACUUCGAUAUCUACACCCAGUACUGCACCAGCUACCCAGAGUCGGUGGAAGCGCUGACGAAGUGCAUGAACAAUAAAUCUGUGGCCAAGUUUUUCCGGGACCGCCAGGCGUCGCUGAAGCAUUCGCUGCCUCUGGGCUCCUACCUGCUCAAACCCGUCCAGAGGAUCCUCAAGUACCACCUGCUGCUCCAGGAGAUCGCGAAGCACUUCGGCCCUCAGAAGGACGGCUACGAUGUGGUGGAGGAGGCGCUCUACACCAUGACCUGGGUGGCCUGGUACAUCAACGACAUGAAGAGGAAACACGAGCACGCCGUGCGGCUGCAGGAGGUCCAGUCUCUGCUGGUGAACUGGAAAGGUCCGGACCUCACCACGUACGGCGAACUGGUGCUGGAGGGAACCUUCAAGGUUCCCCGGGCCCGACACGAGCGCACGCUCUUCCUGUUCGACCGCAUGCUGCUCAUCACCAAGCGCCGCGGCGAGCACUUCGUCUACAAGACGCACAUCUCUUCGUCGACGCUGCUGCUGAUCGAGAGCGCCAAGGAUUCGCUGAGCUUCAGCGUCAGCCAUUACAAACACCUCAAACAGACUCACAACAUGCAGGCGAAGACGGUGGAAGAGAAGAAGCUUUGGGCUCAUCACAUCAAACGCAUCAUCCUGGAAAACCACCAGGCGGCCAUCCCACAGAAGGCCAAGGAAGCCAUUCUGGAGAUGGACUCCAUCUGUCCGGCCCGGUACCGAUACAGCCCCGAGCGGCUGAAGAAGGCCGUGACGGACGAGUUUCCCCGAGACGCUCGGCAGGGCCGCAGGCAGUCGGAACCAACCAAGCAGAUGCUGAAGAGGAAUAAAGCGCCUCUGGAGCAUGCGGUCAGUGAGGACGCGCUGGCGGGCGACAGGCGCUCGCUGCAGGGCGCCAUCAGCAGCAGCACGCUGGGCUCCAGCAGCCUGGGCGAGCCGGACGGCGGCGAGGACGAGGCCGGCCGGCUGGACGACUUCCUCCUGGAGGACGAGCAGGUAGAGGACUUUGCCAGCUCCGUGCUGGCUGCCAUCUCCUGCUGGCAACACACCGUCCAGGCCUUCCUUUCCUCUGCGGGGACGGAGGCGGAGAAAAGUUGCAACGCCGCAACCAAAGAAAACGGUCAGCUCUCUGAAGACGAGCUGAUCGGACCUGAACCGACACCUGAGCAGUCUGCAGACGCGUUGCUUCAAGAGAAACCGUUGGAGAAACCAGAAGACUCUGAACCAGAACCGUCUGCUGGUCCGGAUCCUUCUGCAGUCCCUGAGGUUCCUCAGAUGUCUGAAGACCUGCAGCCUGAUGAAGAUCCAGAGCCCGCUGAGCCACCGUCUUCUGCCACAUUUGAUUCCGACUCCAAGACCCUGAGCAGCGCCGAGUCCUCAGAUGAGGACGAGAGGGAGGCGGCGGAUGACGAGUCCAGUUCUCCCAGUAUUCUGCCGUCCUCGGUGCUGGACAAGGCCAGCGCCAUCGCUCAGCACUUCACCAGCAUCAAGAGAGGCAGCCUGGCCCAGGACGACGCCCGCUCCCUCGGCUGUCCGUCCCCUCAUUUACCCAGCAGGACCGGCAGCAUGCUCAGCCUGCGGUCCGAGUCGGCCGACCGCCCGCUGCGCCUCAACAGCAACUCCUCCGAUCCGCCCGAGGCGUUCUGCGGACCGGACCUCAGUCUGCUGUCCCCCAGAGACGACAGCCUCUUCGAGCCGGACCGCAGCGUUCGGCGGAGGCGGGACUCCACCCUGUCGAAGCAGGACCAGCUGCUCAUCGGGAAAAUCAAGAGCUACUACGAGAACGCCGAGAACCAGGACGCCUCGUUCGGCCUGCGGCGCCGGGAGAGCCUGACCUACAUCCCAUCAGGCCUGGUCCGGAGCUCCGUCAGCCGCUUCAACAGCAUCCCCAGAGCAGAGACGGCCCAGUCCAAUCCUCCUGCUUCAGCCCAGGAUCUGGAUCCUCUCUCCAUUCAACCGGCUGAGACUAAGGACCGCUUGGUCUCCAGUCAGUCUUUGGACUUGUUGAAGUCCGAUAUGUUGAGCAGCGACAGUGAAGAACCGCACGGGUUCCGGCCGACAGCUGAUGAUCUGUCAGAGGAAGAGUUCAGACCUUCAUCAGAGAUGAUUAAGAUCUGGCAGGCGAUGGAGCGACAGAUCUCCAGGUCCCAAAGUGAAGACAGGGAAUCCAGUCGAUCCAGAGAGACUGUGAAGCCCUCCAUCUCCGCCGGCGUCAGCAGCUUAACCCGGACCAAGAGCUGCGACCCCGACCUGGGAAACUCCGACCUCAGCGCCGUCACGGAGGACUCCUUCAGUCCCUCCCUGCCAAAGACCAGAACCGCACUCAGCCGGGCCAGAAGUCAGACCAGCACCUCCAGAAGCUUCGGGGAAGAGACGGUGACACUGCGAGCCACGGUGCCCCGGGUGGCGCAGCUGAGGGCCGAGGCCGGCAGCGACAAACCCGCGGGGGAGACGGAGCAAACGGACGAGGUGGACCGAGCCGAGAGCAAAGUCCGUCUUCUGGCUCGUCGCUACAGCCAGCGGAUCAGAUCCUCCAGUCCGGUGGUCCGACAGCGGAGUCCUGCCGGCCCGUUCAACAGGAAGACUCUGGCUUGUGUUGUGGAGGAGAAGGAAGGUUCAGGGAAGCCCAGCCUGACUCUGCCUCUGGGUCCUAAGGUCCAGUCCAAGUCUCUGCCGCUGAGCCCAGUGGACCUGGUCCAGAACCUGGGCGGUGGCGCUCCAGGCCACGCCCCUCUCAGCCCGCCGCCCCCCACCGAGGGCUUCAGCUGGCCUGACGUGCGGGAACUCCGCUCCAGAUACUCCAGCGGCGGCGGCCGGAACCAGAACCGGCCCAUGAGCCGCAGCAGCACCAUCCCGGACCGCAUGUUGGACGUCGGCCUCAGGAGGCACUCCAGCGGUUCGCCCGGCCAUCUCCAUGACGACGGCGCGUCGUCAGGCCGACCCCGCAGCGGGCGGGCCGCGGCGCGGGACGAGCGAUCCAAACGGCUGCACAGGGCCAACUCUCUGGACCCGCGGCUCAGCCUGCAGCAGCUGGGCGACCUGCAGCGGAUCCGGCGGGCCGCCGGCCCCGCCGACCCCGGUUACUACAUCGCCGCCGAGGCGCCGCUCACAGACGACCCCGAACACAAGAUCAUCAUCAUGGAGAAGCUUCCAGAACCCAGAAACGGGGAGCCGGCAGAGGAUGACGGAUACGUCCAGAUCCGCUCGCCGACCAGCCGGGAGAAGAUCUCCAUCCUGGCCGUCAUCGACCGCUGCCGCGCCUACCAGGAGUCCGACGACUACAGGCUGAGGGACGCGGCCAAGACGGCGCCGCCUUCAGAGCGGGACGAGACGCAGAGAACCCGACCCGACUCCGGGCAGAGCGGUCAGAAGAGCAUCGUGAAAAACCUGAGGGAAAAGUUUCAGAACCAAACCUGAAGUCGCUGCUGAACCGAACCUUUUAGAUUCAGGACAAGAUCCUCAGAAUACCCAUGAUGCUCCACGUUGCUAUGGAAACGUCCUGAACCGGGCAGAUGGACUUGUUGUUUAGGUUCUGGGCUCCAGUCGUUUUAUUCAUCCAGAGUAUUCGGGUCAAACUGAGAUUUCAUUUUUUUAUUAGGA